AUGGCGCUGUUUGCCCUUGAUUUGCCCAUGAGAAAAAUUUUUUGGUUUGACCAAACCAUAUGGGACUGGUCGAACCAAAAAAUUUUCCCAGUGGGCAAAUCAAGGGAAACAGCGCCAUCUAUGGUAAAUUCUAUAUAUAAUCAGUUGCGCAUAUUUCUUAAUGUGCAAGACAUGAGUGAAAUUUCCCCACUUUCAAAAAAAAUUCCACAUGUAAAGUCUUACAUAAAUGCAGGCUUCACAUGUGGAAUAUUUUUGGCAUGUGGGGAAAUUUCCCACAUUAAGAAAUAUGUGCAACGGAUAAUAAUAAUAAUUUUGUAUUUAAUUUAUUUUCAAAAUUUAAAAUUGCCAAAUUACAAAAAUUGGAAAGUAAAAAUUAAUUUAAUUUGUAAUAUUUAUGUUUUUAAAAUGCAAGCUGUUUAA
Messenger RNA from Blepharisma stoltei, 420 nucleotides. Lineage: Eukaryota; Ciliophora; Heterotrichea; Heterotrichida; Blepharismidae. The record is from the annotation of a GenBank genome assembly.